AUGGAGGGCGGCGGCGAGGACUACAAGGCGUUCGUGGCGCUGCACGGGCCGGCGUUGCGGGCCUCCGCCAUCCCCGAGCGCUACUGGGGCCGCCUCCUGCACAAGCUGCACCGCGAGAUAUUCGAUGCUGGUGAGAUGUUUGGAAUCAUGCAAGUAGAGGAAGUUGAGGAAGAUGAAGAAGAUGAUGAAGAAAUGCAAGAAGAGUUGAAAAAGAAACCAAAUCCAGGAAACGAACUCUGUUAUAAAGUUAUUGUGACCAAUGAAAACGGACUGCGAGCGAAUGAUCCCAACAGCAUAUUUCUUAUUGACCACGCCUGGACGUAUCGCAUAGAACACGCCCGCCAGCAGCUACUGCAGGUUCCAGGGCUGCUCCACCGAAUGGCCAACUUGAUGGGCAUUGAAUUUCAUGGAGAAGUCCCAGAUGAGGGCUCUGUGGAACUUGUUCUGGAAGAAAUGUGGAAGUACAAUCAGACCUACCAGCUCUCCCAAGGGACUGCAGAGGAAAAGGUUCCUGUGUGGUAUAUCAUGGAUGAAUUUGGAUCUAGAAUUCAGCACUCGGAUAACCCAAGCUUUGCAACAGCACCCUUAUUUUAUAUGCCUCAGCAGAUCGCCUACACAGUUCUUUGGCCCCUGAGAGACCUUGAAACAGGUGAGGAGGUGACCCGGGACUUUGCCUAUGGAGAAAUGGACCAGCUCGUCCGGAAGUGUGUGUUGUUGCCGUGGGUUCCUGCAGACGUGUUGGACGUCAGCUCUUCCACCCCUGAGCCAUCGGAGGAACACUACCAGGCCAUUUUGGAGGGAAACAAGGAGAAGCUUCCUGUUGGGAUAAGUCCACCAGCUUACCCCAAAGGCCAUGUUUUCAGGGUUUACACGGAUCUCCAGCAGGUGCUCAACAACCUCAACCAUCCCCGGUUUCAGUUCACCACCACGGAGGCCGAGGCAGACAUCUUGUACAACUUCUCACAUUUCAAAGACUACAGGAAAUUCAGUGAGGAAAGGCCUCACGUGAUGCUCAAUCAGUUCCCUUGUGAGAACCUCCUGACGGUGAAGGACUGCCUUGCCUCCAUCUCCAGGCGAGCCGGGGGGCCUGAAGGGCCUCAGUGGCUGCCCAGGACCUUCAACCUCCGGACGGAACUGCCGCAGUUCAUCAGCUACUUCCAGCAGCGAGAAAGGAGGGGAGAAGACAAUCAUUGGAUAUGCAAACCAUGGAACUUAGCUCGAAGCCUGGACACUCACGUCACUAACAGCCUCCGAAAUAUCAUCCGCCUCCGAGAGAGCGCCCCGAAGGUGGUCUCCAAGUACAUAGAGAGCCCCGUCUUAUUCCACCGAGAAGAUGUGGGGAUGGUCAAGUUUGACAUCCGCUACGUCGUGCUGCUGCGCUCCGUCAGGCCCCUGAGACUCUAUGCCUACGACGUGUUCUGGCUUCGAUUCUCCAAUCGGGCUUUUGCACUCAAUGAUUUGGAUGACUAUGAGAAGCACUUUACUGUGAUGAACUAUGACCCAGACGUGCCACUGAAGCAGGUUCACUACGAUGAAUUCAUUCCCCUGUUUGAGAAGCAGUACCCAGAAUACCCGUGGCAGAGUGUGCAGGCCGACAUCUUCAAGGCCUUCACCGAGCUGUUCCAGGCCGCGACUGCCAAGCCCGCGCCUCUGGGGGUCUGUGACUACCCUUCGUCUAGAGCCGUGUAUGCCAUCGACCUCAUGCUGAAGUGGGACCACGCUCCUCCUGACGGCAAGAAAGUCAUGCAGCCCCAGAUCCUCGAGGUGAACUUCAACCCUGAUUGUGAGCGGGCCUGCAGGUACCACCCCGACUUCUUCAACGAUGUCUUCAGCGCUUUGUUCCUGGAUGAGACCAAGAACAGUCACGUGACCUGCAUCAUCUAGGCCCGGCGUAUUCCCUCCCCUCCCCUGUGCUUUCUCCCUCAUGUGCUUCAGGGCCCAGAGACAGAGCGACCUUCCGGGGGCUUUGGGGACUCAGAAGCUGGAUGCCGAUGGGGCGUGUCUGCUAGUGACCGGGGCACGCGGCUGCAGCCCAGGCAGACCCGGACGUGUGCGUUCACGGGUUCCCUCACUGCCGGCCAACAUCGGCGGGUGCUUCGUUCUGUGAUUUCCCCCUUCCCGAGUGUAAAGUCUUCUGGAAUUGGGGUAUCCCCACACUUAGCAAGAAAAGGAGAGCUUCACCAGCAGCCUCAGCACCAUGGUCAGAAUCCUCCGGGGAAGAGGGUGAACAUUUGCCAAAGAACCUUUUUGGUCUGUGUGUAAUUAGAGCUCGUCUCGUGCGCGGUGGUUUACGGCCGCAAGUAUCUGAAAUUGUUGGCAGGACGUGUGUUCCCAUUUUGCGGGUGAGGAAACUGAUUUACAGGAGUGGAGGUGGGUCAUCGCGGGUGCCAGAGGGGCUCGGACCUCGGCUCAGGCGCUUUAUCACCAUUUCAGGAUUACACGUGCGCACGCGCGUCUCACUGCCUUCACUCUCUGUUGUGCACAGUUGUCUAGAUUUCAAGACCCAAUAGCCCUGAAGCUGCUUGGUGCCCAUUGGUUUUCUCUGAGCCCUGAACAUCUGAGUCUGUUUUUUAAAAAGCUUAAAGACUCUUUUUGAGGUGAGCCUGAAGAAGUCGUGUUUUGUUUUUCGUCUGAGAAAUUGAAAUAUGUGCUGUGUCGUGAGUCACAGAAACGAGGCCGUCCUGUUUUCCUGUUCGGUCUGUAGUAGAAGUUAGUCGAGGGCCUGAGCCUGUGCCUGGAGCAGAUCACUUGGGCUUCCUCAGUUUGCUCAUCCACAAAAUGGGGCAGUCAUCCUCGCCCUGGCUACCUUUCGCAGUAGUGGUGACGACACGUCAGAUAACUAUGAAGGCUUUGUCGCUGUAAGUCACCGCACAGGCGGGAAUGAGUAUUCUUAUCUCUGCGCGUUACCAGCCCGUGCCCACAGGCCGCUGUCGCUGACCUUUGGCUGCAGGACAGCUGUGCUUCCCUUCCCCCUGCUGGGGUUUUCUGGGAGAACAAGGAUCUUGAAUGUAUUGGGCUCCUCCCCACUUUGGUUUCCUCUCCCGGAGCAGGGCUGUUCUUGGCCCCAUUCCUCCUUUGAAGAUUUGUAAUCACAAUAAAGUCCUCCUUCUAUUUA
Vombatus ursinus (common wombat) is the source of this 3115-nucleotide messenger RNA. It is a transcript of the gene TTLL12, whose product is annotated as tubulin tyrosine ligase like 12. The transcript is spliced from 14 exons. Gene Ontology annotation, biological process: protein modification process. Lineage: Eukaryota; Metazoa; Chordata; Mammalia; Diprotodontia; Vombatidae. The coding region runs from base 1 to 1884 and encodes 627 amino acids. The record is from RefSeq and is a predicted model, not a curated record.